Molecule: messenger RNA, 1628 nt
Organism: Manis javanica (Malayan pangolin)
Lineage: Eukaryota; Metazoa; Chordata; Mammalia; Pholidota; Manidae
Product: transcription elongation factor A protein-like 3
Source: RefSeq, a predicted model, not a curated record
CGGGCGCCGACGUGGGCAACAGCCCCCGCGCCCGCCCGCCCUGCGGUCCGGUCGGUGCGCCGUCCGCUCCCGUCUCCCGCGCGGUACCAGCUCCCUGAGCUGCUCGGGCGGUGGGUGAGCGGCGAGCGGGCUUCGACGAGCCCGAGGAGGUGCAGGCUGCCGCGGCCCCGCAGAUCAGUGUGGAGCGCCCAGGGCCUGGAAAGUAAUGGCGCCUGGGAUUCGGGAGAAGGAGCCGCGGACAAGGAGGGCCCGUGCUCAGGAAAGGGGACGUCAGUCUGCUGGGCUCGCAGCCCCUGCCCGUCUGUCUGCAGGUCUGCAUGUCAGUUCCUAGCACUCUGCAAGGCUAGAACAGGAGGAGGAACCUGUCCAGAAUUCCUGCAGUCUAUCCUUCAGGACAGGAAAAGGAAGGGGAAAUCUCAACAUGGAAAACCUCUACAGUGACAACGAAGGAAAGCUGGAGAGCCAGGGAAAGCCUGAAGGUGAAGUAGAGGCUGAAGGUGACGGAAGUUCAGAUGAGGAAGAAAGGCUGGAAGUGGGGAGGAAGCCAGGGCACGCGAGAAAGCUCCAGAAUGAGGGACAGCCAGAAGAUGAGGAGGAGCAUGAAAAGCAGGGAAAGGCCGGAGAUGAGGGAGAACCUCGUGGGGAGGCAAAGCCCACGAGUGGGCCGCGAGCCACCAAAAAGCGCCCGGCUGAAGAUUAUGUGCCCCGGAAAACCAAAAGAAAAACGGACAGGGGCACGGACGAUUCCCCCAAGGACUAUCAGGAGGAUUUCCAGGAAAGACAUCUGGGCAGUGAGGAGAUGAUGAGAGAAUGCAGAGAUGUGUCAAGGGCUCAGGAAGAGCUAAGGAAAAAACAGAAAAUGGGCGGUUUGCACUGGAUGCAAAGAGAUGUACAGGAUCCAUUCACCCCAAGGGGCCAACGGGGAGUCAGGGAAAUAAGGGGCGGAGGUAGGGGUCAAAGGGGUUUACAUGAUAUCCCAUAUGUUUAAUGACUGGGCCUUCAAUUCUGAUUUCUCUGAUGAGAAUAUUGCUGACUCUGCUUUCCCUGGCAGGGACUUGCCAGGCUCUAUGUGCUAAACCUUAAGGUGAUAGACGUCACUCUUGUUACCAGCAACAACCUUUUGAUCCAACUACAGUGCUCUCUGCCUUUCAGUGGGGGAUUUUCACCCAUGUGCAUGGAAGAGAUGUUCAUGGUACACCGGAAAAUAAUAAUAAAGAAAAGACCAGUUUUCAGAACCACAUAUACAGUAUCAGCCCAUUUUUGUAAAAAUAUAAUGUGUUUGCAUAACACAUUUGUGCACAGAGAAAACUCUGAAAAUAUGUCCACUAAAAAUUGGUCAUAUUUUUUUCCUGCAUGGUAGCCAAAGAGAAGUACUCAAAACUGAGUCCAAUCACCUGAUGAGUAGGCACCUCCAUGCCAUUCCUCUGCAGGCGUGCUCAUCCCCACGUGUUCACAUAGUUAUAACCAUGUCAGCUGCCCCUCUGCAUCCUCUGCUGUCCUAUGGCUCCCACCAUGUGUGAUUUUUGUUUUUAUCUGCUCACUCAUCUAUACUUUUUACUAAAUGUUAUAGAUUAUGUUUGUCAUAAUAAUAACUAAAACCAAAAAACAAUACAUGAUACAUGAUUGAA